Fusarium mangiferae is the source of this 624-nucleotide messenger RNA. RefSeq lists its product as uncharacterized. Lineage: Eukaryota; Fungi; Ascomycota; Sordariomycetes; Hypocreales; Nectriaceae. The record is from RefSeq and is a predicted model, not a curated record. The coding region runs from base 1 to 624 and encodes 207 amino acids. The transcript has a single exon.
AUGGAUAAGGUCAAUUUCAUCAGGGCCUACGCCAAAGCUAGCCGAGUUGGCAUGACGCGAAAGAACAUACUCUCUGGCUGGAGGGUUACCGGAAACUGGCCUAUCUCGCGUGAGAAAGCGUUACGGCACCCUGAAAUUCAACAGGACAGGUCAAAUUGCAGCCUCAGAGUGACUCCCGAACCAAGGCCAUUUUUCGACUCGGACAACACACCCCAGACGAGCCGUCAAAUUCGCGAUCUUGGACUCAACAAGACACCAAAGACACGGAGACGAUACAACAUCAUAGCUAAGGGGUUUGAAGCUCAGCAGCAGACAGUUGCGGCGCAUACGCAGAAGAUUGCCAGCCUAGAGGAGGAACUCGCCCGCUUGAAGAGAGGCAAGAAAAGGAAGGCGGUUCCGAAUCCUAACAAGCGGUUUAUGACCCUUAGUGAGGCACUAGCCAGCGGAGAGGUUAUAGCAGAAAAGAAGACUGAAAAUAUGCCUAUUGGAGUAGAAUGUGUCGAUUCAAACGAGGAGGAGUCAGAAUCGGAGGCCGGCUCUGUCAUUGAAGUCAGAGGGGAAACCGUACCCCAUCAAUCCACCACGCGUUCAAGGCGGCUCGUUAGAAAAUGUCGGAACCGAUAG